CUUAUAUAACCGUUCACAUUACACUAAUGACUUAUUAAUUACCUCAGGUUCCGCAGUUGUCUCUCAUUUCAGAAUACCCUUUAUCAAAGGGAAAUAAUAGCGAAGAGUAAAAUGUCAAAUGAUAAAAAUAACCACAGUAAUACUAAUGAAAUAGCAAACAGUUCAGAUGAAGUGCCAGUAAACGAGGGAGAACAACAGACUGCUACAGAAGCUAUGCGAACACAGGGAAGUGAAAUCAAACAUGAUAAUGUUCAGCCAUCAGAGAAGGAAGAAACCCAGGAUGAUUCAACCACUAUCCGAGAAGAUGAUCAAAAUAAAACAAACGCUGAUUUAUCCGCAGAAACGACGGAGGUCAAGGAAAAUGAAGAACAAAAUUUGAAAAAAACUUCAGAUGAAACGAAUUGUGCAGAAAAACUUCAAACUCAUGACACUGAUGUUACAAAUGGGGAACAACCUGAAAUGUCUGAGGGUUCAUCAAGUGAGAAGGAGAAAGAGAACAAAAAGAAAGUUAAUUUAGUUAAAUGGUUCAAGAAAAAUGUUUCGAUUCAUUUACCAAAGCGUCAUUCUUUAAGAAAGGAGAAAUCGGCUACAGAACAUAAGAUGGAGAUUGUUGACCAUGAGGAAGAAGCAUCAUCAUUACCAUUGCCAUCAUCUGACAGACAAGAUAAUUCAGCACCCUCUGAAGAAGUAAUCCCGGCAGAAAAUACUUCUAAAGAGAAGAAUACAUCCACUGAAAAAUCAGAUGAGGUAGUCAUUUCAUCACCAGCAACACCUACAAGUCAUAGUAUAUCUGAUAAUUUACAAUCGCCGCCGUCAACAGCAGUCAGUGCACAGUAAUGGUUGAAAUUAGUGAAUUUUGCUUGUGAAUGCUCAUUCCACGCAAAGCACUCAAAUCCCAUUAAACCUGUAAUAUUACUCCUACCCUAUUUUUUAUAUGUUGUGUAUUUGUCACCCACUUUCUUCUCGUUUGAUUAUAUAUUCAUAAAUAAAUAUCCACUUAUUUCGAAUAUAUAGAUAAUAUUCUGCUUUACAGUUUCUUUUCCUAUGCGUAUGCCAGUCUUUGAUGUAUAUUACCUCAAAAAUAAAAUCCCCAUUACCUCGG
Molecule: messenger RNA, 1102 nt
Organism: Heterobilharzia americana
Lineage: Eukaryota; Metazoa; Platyhelminthes; Trematoda; Strigeidida; Schistosomatidae
Source: the annotation of a GenBank genome assembly